AUGGCACCAGUCCUGUUCCCCAGCGACGCCCGUCCCCUCAUCAUCAGCGGACCCUCAGGCGUCGGCAAAGGCACGCUCUACAAGCUGCUCCUCUCGCGCCACCCCUCCGUCUUCUGCACCUCCAUCUCGCACACGACGCGGCAGCCGCGCCCCGGCGAGACGCGCGACGUGGACUACUAUUUCGUGUCCAUGGAGGAGUUCGAGAAGAUGAUUGCCGAGGGCGGGUUUGUCGAGCAUGCCCGGUUUGGGGGGAAUCGGUAUGGGACGAGCCGGGAGAUGAUUCGCGCGGUGGAGAGCCGGGGGAGGGUUGUGGUGUUGGAUAUUGAGAUGGAGGGCCUCAAACAAAUCAAAUCCUCCCCCCUCUCCUCCAACUUCCGCUACAUCUUCAUCGCCCCGCCCUCCUUCGCCGCGCUAGAAUCCCGCCUCCGCGCCCGCGCCACAGAAUCCGAGGACGCCAUCCAGAAGCGCCUCGCCCAGGCCCACAACGAGAUUGAGUAUUCCAAGACCCCGGGAGUGCACGAUGUCGUUAUCGUCAACGAUGACCUGGAGGUGGCCUAUCGGGAGCUGGAGGAGUUUGUGUUUGCGAAGGGCGAUGUGAAGAAGACGCAGGAGCAGGAGGCGGGUGAUGAGAGCAAGGCUGGGGUGAGCGUGCUGGAUUAA
Molecule: messenger RNA, 660 nt
Organism: Drepanopeziza brunnea f. sp. 'multigermtubi' MB_m1
Lineage: Eukaryota; Fungi; Ascomycota; Leotiomycetes; Helotiales; Drepanopezizaceae
Biological process (GO): purine nucleotide metabolic process
Cellular component (GO): cytosol
Molecular function (GO): GMP kinase activity
Source: RefSeq, a predicted model, not a curated record